Camellia sinensis is the source of this 2303-nucleotide messenger RNA. RefSeq lists its product as uncharacterized. Gene Ontology annotation, cellular component: post-mRNA release spliceosomal complex. The record is from RefSeq and is a predicted model, not a curated record. Gene Ontology annotation, biological process: mRNA splicing, via spliceosome. NCBI's taxonomy places the organism in Eukaryota, Viridiplantae, Streptophyta, Magnoliopsida, Ericales, Theaceae.
CUUAUUACUAACUAAGAUAAAAGAGGGAGACAGAGAGGGAGGUCUGGCACUGGCAGCGAUUGAGAGAGAGAGAGAGAGAGAGAGGAUUUUGCUUUCAACAAUCGAAGAAGAUGAAGAUAAAAGAGCCUGCGAAGCAAAUGCAUGGAAGAAGAAGCUCCACUUUCGUAGCCCUAAUCGUAAGACCAGAUCAGAUGAAAGAAAAUCCCAUAGAAUUGAAUCCAUAUUUUAAGAAUAAUGGAACUGGUUAUCCAGAAGAAGCUGAUGGGACAAAGGCCGGACAGAACCAACUUCUGUCUUCUGCUGUUGUUGGAGAUGGAGGUGCAAGUUGGAGACUGAAAGCCUUGAAGCGAGCUCAGGAGCAGGCAGCUCGUGAAGGAAUGGCCCUUGUGGAGGUUGUUGGAGAGCGGUGGGGAUCCCUAGCUCAGCUGGCAGUUUCUGUGGCAUCUCGUACAGCUGCUCCGUCACGGGCUCACCUCCAUGCCAUAAAAAAUAGAAAGAAGGGGCUAAGUGAGGAACAACAAACAACUGAAAAGAAUAUUGGCCGAGAAAGGCUAAGGGAUCGUCGCCAUUCAGAGAUGAAAGUGCCUAAGCUUCAUGAUUCUUUAUCUUGGGGCAAGCGGAAAAGUCAAAUCAUGUCAUCUAAUAAAGAUUCUGAUCUUAUCUCUACUGCAAUGGCAAGCUUAAAUAAGUUUGCAAACGAUGGCAACUUUAUGAGCGAAGUUAUUCGUCAGCAGAAUGAUGAACGCGGUGGUUCUCCAUAUAAUUGUGAGAGAAAUCAGAAACCUGGUGAAUCUAGUGCAGUUGUUAAUCAGGGAAUGAGUGCUAACCAGUUGGCCGCAAAAGCUUUGCAACUUUGUUUGAAAGGAAAGCAUGAAGAAGCUGAAAAACUUUUGAAAGAAGUGGAGAACAUUAAAGCGAAGCAAGGUAUUGUGGAUGAAUCCGGUGAAGCACAAAAUGAGAGCAACAAAAGAAAAUAUGGCACACAUGACACAUCUAUUCGGAAAAGAAAGAAAGAAGAUGAUGCUGACAUGCACCUUGCCCAAAAGAUAGCACAAAAUAAACAGGACAGUAUAUCUGGUCGGGCAGAUGAUGAAUAUGAUUUUGAUGAUGGUCCAAGGAGAAAGACUCGAAAGAAAGGGGCCAAAGAUAAUAAGUUAACUGAGAAGACUAAUUUUCCCCAGCAAAUCUUGACUCAGCAAGAGCGUUGCCAAUUCUGUUUUGAGAACCCCAGCAGGCCAAGACAUCUUGUGGUUGCUAUAGCCAAUUUCACCUACCUCAGUUUACCACACUGGCAGUCCAUUGUGCCAGGCCAUUGCUGCAUUUUAACCUCGCAGCAUGAGUCAGCCACAAGGGCUGUUGACAAUAAUGUGUGGGAUGAAAUUCGGAACUUCAAGAAAUGCCUUAUCAUGAUGUUUGCAAAGCAAGUGAAGGAUGUAGUGUUCCUUGAAACUGUGAUGGGAUUGGCGCAGCAAAGGCGUCAUUGUAUGGUCGAGUGCAUUCCUUUGCCCCAAGACAUAGCAAAACAGGCACCUCUCUAUUUUAAGAAGGCAAUUGAUGAAGCUGAAGAUGAGUGGAGCCAGCACAAUUCAAAGAAGCUCAUUGAUACAAGUGAAAAGGGGUUGCGUGGUUCAAUCCCCAAGGAUUUUCCGUACUUCCAUGUUGAAUUUGGAUUGAAUAAGGGGUUUGUUCAUGUUAUGGACGAUGAAAAGCAGUUCAAAAGCAGCUUUGGACUCAAUGUUAUAAGGGGGAUGCUGCGAUUGCCGGAAGAGGACAUGUAUGGUCGUAGGAAGCAUGAUUCAGUGGAGACACAAAAGCAAGCUGCUGCGAGUUUUGUCAAAGAUUGGGAACCUUUUGAUUGGACGAAACAACUUGACUAAACAGCAUUCUAUUUCCUGAACUAUGUGAUGCUCUUGUGCAUAUUUGGUGCAACCGAACCAAAUUUUACAAGGUAUAUGGUCAACUACACUAGCCUAGCUGAUACAACUAUAUAUUAGCUGCAAAAUUCUUCAAACAGUAUCCAAAUGAACAAUAUGGAUGUGAAACUUCUCCAAAGUUCCCAAUUGAGGGGAAUAUCAGUUUGCAGCCUUCUCAGCUGGUAUAUGCAACACAUGGUUAAUAUAUCCGGGGAUAAAUAAUUACAUUGAUAGUCUAUAUAUUUUGGCCCUCAUAUUAUUUUGAUCUUUAUAAUUUUAAUUGACUCGUUUUUGAUCAUGAAUUUAUGAUUUUGUCUUAGUUUAAUCUAAAUGAUAACAACCGUGUGACGACCCUGGCAUGUAUAUUAUUUCAUUGAGAGAAUUUGCUAA